GCCUCCCCUCCCCUACAAAGAUAAUUCAUCGUAUAUAUCACGACUGCCUCGUGUAUAGUCUUCUUGCGAUCAACUCGGCAUUUGACGAUACCUUCGUGUAGACAUAGAAACUACUGCCUCGGCGAAUGUUGUCAAAGACUCCCACCUCUUGGAUAACUGGCUUUACAGUGUCAACAUUGAUAUUUCCUUUCAUCGUCCAUCUUUGAAACCAUUGAAAUCUUGCCAACCCUAGCUGGUGAUUGCGAGCCUCGAUGACCGAGUCAUCUGGGAUACAACGAGACAAUGUGGAAAGGCCACGGACGCCACCGGGGACGGUUUAUUUCGGAGAGGGACCCAUCGAUCUUGACGGCGUCGAAGAAGAUUCCGAUGGCCAUGUUAUACUCCAGCCACAGCCAUCGAAUGACCCAAAUGAGCCAUUGAACUGGCCCACUUACCAAAAGGCCAUCAACUUUGGGAUUACUUGCCUUUUCACCUUGAUGGUGUUUACCACACUGGACGUCGGAACAGUGACCUGGCCUGCCCUGAUGGAAGAUCUCGGUUAUGGAGAACAGUAUCUUAAUAACAGCUAUGCGUCUGGAUUGGCAGGCAUGGCUAUUGGGUGCAUCUUCUUCAUUCCUGCGGCGGACCUACUCGGGCGGAAGCCUGUAUACAUGUUUGCUUCGUUUGCCCUGGUCCUGUCGAAUAUAGGUUCAGCGGUGUUCCAAACCCGCGUCCAGUAUAUCGUGCUACAGGCGAUAGCGGGGCUCGCAGGCUCAGUCAACGACACGAUCAUUCAGAUGACUAUCGUGGAUCUUUUUUUUGUGCACCAGCGUGCAACAAUGAAUGGUAUAUAUUCCACAUGUGUGGUGGUUGGUACAUAUCUGAGCCUAAUCCCCACCGGAUAUAUUAUCAAUAGCCAGGGAUGGCGUUGGGUAUGGUGGUGGUGCGCCAUUCUUAACGGACUGGUACUACUCUUGAUCAUUUUCGCGUACGAAGAGACUCGGUAUGGGAGGCCCGCAGGAAACUGCUAUAUCGGCCAAGACCCCCCAGGGGCACUGGGGGCAGAGGAGAAGCAGAUUACAGCCUCUGAAUUCGACAAAGAAAAGCCGAUGCCAACCCAUUGUGAUACAGUCCCACCGUUGCCUGUGGAGGAGCCUAUCCCGCCCCGGAAGACGUAUUUUAAAAGAAUGACCCACUUUGAGCCUUCUGACAACAUCACUCUCAAAAAAUACUGGCGGCAUAUGUGGACUCCAUUUGUCCUAAUCUUCCGCAUCCCAGCAGUGGCAUUUGUGGGUCUUCAAUAUUCCUUCAUGAUGGUCUGGGUGGCCAUCCUAGCCACAACACAGCCUAUCUUGUUUGCGCAACCCCCAUACAAUUUUACAUCAGUGGGCAUCGGCAAUAUUAACAUUGCGCCCUUCGUCGGGGCAGUUAUCGGGUCCAUAUAUGGCGGUCCUCUCAAUGACUACUAUGUCGUGUACAUGGCCCGGCGCCGAGGUGGAAUCUAUGACCCGGAACUCAGAUUGCACAUGCUCCUUGUGCCCAUGAUCAUCUUACCCCUAGGUCUCUUCCUUUACGGCACCAGCAUUGCCAAUGAACAACCGUGGAUUGUCCCCUUAAUUGGAUCCUCAUUUGUCGGCUUUGGUAUCGGAUCGGUAACAUCGAUCGUUCUCCCGUACUAUGGAGAUUCCUAUUGUGAGCUUGUCGCUGAAGGCCUCGUCGUCAUCACAGUCAUCCGCAACGCAAUCUCGACGGGUAUCUCGUUCGCUAUCAACCCGUGGAUGACCGGACUUGGUGUGCAGAAUAUGUUUAUCAGUGCUGGAUGCGUGUGUUUUGGCAUUAUGCUCUUUAUCAUUCCCAUGAUAAUCUGGGGUAAGAAGACGCGUAUCAGCACCGCUGAUUAUUACUUGAGUGCCGUGGCUGCCGGUUAGGGUCUGUGUCGACCGGGCUCUGCAGUGCACACGAGAUUGUUGAAGGGGAUGGUGGGGAUAGG
Molecule: messenger RNA, 1969 nt
Organism: Aspergillus pseudonomiae
Lineage: Eukaryota; Fungi; Ascomycota; Eurotiomycetes; Eurotiales; Aspergillaceae
Product: major facilitator superfamily domain-containing protein
Exons: 8
Coding region: 252-1907 (551 amino acids)
Biological process (GO): transmembrane transport
Molecular function (GO): transmembrane transporter activity
Source: RefSeq, a predicted model, not a curated record